Messenger RNA from Actinia tenebrosa (Australian red waratah sea anemone), 4469 nucleotides. RefSeq lists its product as uncharacterized. Gene Ontology annotation, molecular function: ATP binding; protein kinase activity. NCBI's taxonomy places the organism in Eukaryota, Metazoa, Cnidaria, Anthozoa, Actiniaria, Actiniidae. The record is from RefSeq and is a predicted model, not a curated record. Gene Ontology annotation, biological process: protein phosphorylation.
CUUCCCUUCCUUCCUUCUUUCUUUCUUUCAUUCUUAAUCUCUUUCUUGAUACCCCGCAGUACUUUAAAUCUCUAGCUACGAACGUACCACAUAACUGUUUCCAUGAACGCUACGAACUACAGGUGUAUAGAGUAGCAAACAAACCAUUAAUAUCCUCUGUAUAAACCAAGGCAAGCCAAGGCCGUUAUAGUAAAAAAUGUGCAACUUCACAUUGCCUUGAAGAGUACAUUAUAGUCACCAGUUCCCAAAGAAAAGCCAUUCUCCGAGAGAGCCUGGUAUCAAGAUAUUUAAACUUAAAAAGGCGGGAAAUUUAAAUCAUUAUUACACAUCAAUUCAAUAUACUUUUAUAAAGUGACAGAAAGGUCUGCUAAACUAGGAAUCAUACGAUAUUUAUUCAACGAUGGAUCGAUAUAACAAGAUUGCAAUGAUUGGUAAAGGAACAUUUGGUUCAGCUUGGCUCGUCGAAUCGAAGUUGAGUGGAUACAAAUAUGCAAUCAAGGAACUUAGCGUUCGUACUAUGACAGCUGCCGACCGCCAUCUUGCUUUGAACGAAGUCAAAAUUCUCUCCACUCUUAAACACAAAAAUAUUAUUCGCUACAAGAAUGCCUUUGAGGAGGAAAGUAAUUUUUACAUCGUGAUGGAGUAUGCUGAAGGAGGUGACCUAUACUCGAAGAUCAAACAGUCCACAAGUCUCUUUCCACAAGAGCAAGUUCUUGACUGGUUUACGCAGCUGUUACUCGCUCUCAAACACAUUCAUGGACUAAACAUGCUACAUCGAGAUCUAAAAACCCAAAAUAUAUUCCUGACCAGAAGUGACGUCAUCAAGCUUGGUGACUUUGGGAUCGCUCGAAUAUUGGACAGUACCACUGACCAUGCGCAAACUACUGUAGGAACGCCAUAUUACCUGUCACCUGAAAUAUGCCAACGGCAACCCUAUAACCAAAAGAGUGACAUGUGGGCAUUAGGCUGCGUGAUGUACGAGAUUACAUCCCUCAAGCACCCCUUUACUGCUGACUGUUUCUCGUCUCUAGUUGUCAAAAUCCUUCAUGGGAAAUACGCACCAAUACCCAGUGAGUAUGGUCCACUUUUAGAAGAUCUUAUAGCGAUUCUUCUGAGUGCAAACCCAAACGAUCGUCCCUCGGCAAAGCAGCUUCUGUUUGUGCCCGCUAUGAAGAAAUACGUCGAAAAAUACGCUGUGAUAGCUCCUAGAGGGAAGAUAAAUAGCACGGUUACAGAAUCAAACGAAAGCCAAAUACAGAACGGAUGUGGAAAAGCCAAAAGCUGGCACUUAUUAGAACAAGAGAGUCAGGAAAAAGUUAUGAGUAAAGGAACUGAAGUGGAAAGAGAUAGGAGUGAAAGUGCUUCUUGUCAUAAAUCACAACAACCAGAACGUUGUCACUGUGAGGCGCCCUCGGUUGUAAAAAUGAGGCCUGAAAAACAACUGGAAAGGAAAGAGAAAGUAUAUAGUGCAUCUGAAGAAGAGAUGUGCCGGGAAAAGACAAAUGGUUGCCCUGCUGCAGCUAUUCGCAAAGAAAGGCGAGCAGAAAGUAUGUCAUAUGUUGAGAUACUACGAAAUGCGCAACGUGGUGGUGAAAAGUCUCCUGGAAGGCGAGGUAUUCAAAAAGAAGCUAAAUCUGUUGAAUCAUCAAUAGGAAAUAGUAUAAAGAUAUCAAUAUUGAAAGAACAUCAAAAGAAAAGGCGUUCCACGGUCGAUUCCGGUGUGCGACCAUUAAACGUUGAAAUAAAUUCAAACCAAAACAAGACAAAAGCAAGAUAUAAAACGAGAACUGAAAGGAUUUACUCGGACGUAACGGGAUCGUCUAAGUGUGUUAGUGGCAUUAAAAAAGAUUGCAUUCAAGAUAACACCAAACAUAGAAAGUUUAUUGGUGUCAAAGAGUUGAAAAUCAAACCCAAAAUGAUUCAGAAAUCUACUGAAAACAGCGGUUAUAAAAAGAAGUCAUUAGGCAAAGAUGAAGUGCCGUCUUUAUCUAGAGGACAACGUAGGUCAUGCUCAGCGCACACACAUGUAAGGAAUGAACUAAACAGGAAAACGCAUGAUGUCGAGAGAAAGAACACAGCACGUCUACUCGUGUCUGACAAGGGCGACAGUCACAGCAGUGACACUGACUCCACCGACAGCGACGAAGAAGAUGCGAUGGUGAACACCAUUACACAACCGCGUUCUCACAAUAUCACCCGCAUGAAACCACCCCACGAUAAAGAUGGUACAUCUAACAAGUCACGUGAUAGAACCGCGUCCACGCCAUGUGGUGGUGUAGAAGCAAACGCAAGGCGGCGAGUAGCUCGGGAGUCACUCAACUACCACAUGUAUCACUGUAAAAGACUUCGUGCAAAAUCCACAAGGUCUACGUCUUCUGAGACACUCAACAAGGAAAACCUCCAUCCUGCAACUCGUACACAAGCUGGCUCCAAGGUGCUAGCGAAAGUUAAAGCCCCCGCAGUUUUUCAAGAAAAAGACGCAGAGAUCGCAGUGGUCGAACCGACUGAAUUCAAGCGAUGCCAAACUUACAAAGUUGCGCAGUUUCGUCGUUUACCACUGAUGUCUGUACCAGACGCGACAAGGAAUGUAGUAACUGAAGUGGCUUCAAACACCAAGAUCGACCAAUCAUCUUCCAGUGGCCGUCAUAAAUCUGAUUCAACUUUUUUAAACCCAAAGCUGUCUAUAACCAAGUUCCAUGCGCUUAAAGCGGCGCAUAUAGAUAGAGCUCGACGAAGAGCGAAAAGAAUUAGUGCGGCUGUUGACGUUGGGUCAUCGCGGCGAGAAUUUUCUGUUAAUCCAGAUAGCGCAUGCGCAGCCGUUACGAAUCAUUCUCUCUUGGCAAAGGCUGCGACCGAAUUAGAAAACAAUAAUUCUYGUGCUACCAAAGCAGCGGAGACUGAAGCGAAAAUAAGAAAGAAUAGUAAAGUACCCAGUAGUAAAAAUGAUAAUACUGAAAUGAAAUUCAAGUUCCGAGGACAGACUCUACAUUUAAAUGCAACAGACGCCAAGUCAGCCUUUGCACACAUGGAAGCCGUCAGAGUAUUCUUGGAAGAAAAUCUCGGAACAAAGCGGUUUAUCGAUGCUUACCAAUACUUGAAUGAUUCUGUUUUUCUCUCUGAGAAAGAGAAGAAGAUGGACUGCAAUAUUCGGCAUAUCAUAGGAAAAGAGAACUUGGAGUAUUUACCGCUGUUGCAUCAGUUGAUUGCCAGUGAGACCAACCAUUUUGGAACACAUGUUUAGCAAUAAGCUUCCCGAACAGAUCGUAUUGUAGCACACAAAGGUAUUUAGCUGAAUGAGAAAAGAAAUAGUCUAUUGGAUCUUGAAGUAAAAUGGAUUGGAGGGAGUAAUCAAGCUGAAAAAUCGACAAAAUAGAUUAUAAUAUUUUAUAUUUUGUCAUCUAAAAGUUCAAAGUAAUUCUUGGAAGAGUAUUGUCUUUCAUUGACCGUGAAGAGGUACGGGUGUUUGCUUUUGUAACCUCUUGGCUCAGCUGCACAACAAAAUACGAGACACAUUUGUUCCCAGUUUUCUACAUUAAAAGCAGAACUCUCAGCGUGAAACUUACAGCUAACUAAUAUAUUCAAGAAAGCUGCUGUAUAGACUUCGGAGAUUGGAAGUUUUCGCGCCAAAACACGGGCGCCUCCCCUAAUGCAAGCUUGUUCAAUAUGUACAACACCAACGUCACAUAUGUAGUAUUGCCUCCAACCCAUUUGUUACAUAUUGCGUUCUCUCUCGUUAGCAAUAUAGGGAGAAUAUUUAUGAAUGUAAGUCAUUCGUAUGAUAAAUAUACUGAGAGGUUGCCAUUAAAUUUCACAGACGAUAAUGCUGUAGAUAAGCGCUGUAAACUUGUCAUCUAUCGUCCGUGAAAAUUUAAUGGCAAUCGGGAGUUUUAUUCCAGAAAACCUCGUGCAAACAUUCCAGGAUUCUGAAAUAUCUAACGACACUUGGUCUGUUACCAUCUGCUGCUGUUACAAUACAAAGUAAUGUGAAUGGCUUGAAACAAAUAAAAAAAACCUGAAUUUCCUCCAAUCAGAUACAAUGAGGUUUUCUCAAUCAUCCUUCAGGAUCAUAAGUCAUUUGCUCUAUAUCAGUAUUUGUUAAUAAUAUUAUAUAUUAACUAUUUUGAUACCCACAAAUUCAUAAUGAAGGAAAAUCUAAAAGACCUCUUUGGCUUGGGUGUAAUCUUUUCCCAUUUCGGACCAAGAGUCAUUCCUUAGAGUAUCGAUUCUUUGUUUAAGCGUUGCGCAUAAGAAGACACAUGAAGAUGGAUACAACUCAAACAAAUCGCAUUCUCACGGGAAUGACACGUGGUAUGAAAUAGGAAAAUAUUUCGUCCAAGGUAAAGAGGUUUAUUUGUAAUCAGUAACGACAAACACCAUGUAUAUAUCUAAAGUUACAUCCAUGAUAAUUCAUACGCGUACGAACAAUAUGUAUUUGUAAAUAGUUCUUCCAUGACAGUUAUAUUUAUAUU